AUGUCAUACAUAACAUCAUACAUAAUAGAUCAUCCUGAAUUUUACCACUCAGAACAAACAUCACAGGAAACAUUGAGCAGUAACCCUGAGGAUAGAUUGAAUCAAAUUGUGGACCAGCUUACUGUUUCACUAAAUGAUUUAAAAGAUGUUUCUCACAACUUUUAUUCUGAGUUGAUGCAUGGUUUAAAAGCUCACAGAAGGCACAGAAGCCUGUGGCUUCCAAAUGAGUGUUCAUUCAAAAUGUUGGACUCAUUUAUUCCUAAUAUUCCCACUGGUAAGGAGAAGGGUUCAUAUUUUGCUUUGGAUUUCGGAGGUUCAAAUUUCAGAGCUGUAAGGAUUGUGAUUGACGGUGAUGGGAAGAUGGAACGUAAUCAAUCUACUUUCAGUUUACGUUAUUCUAGUGCCCUUGGACCCAAGGGUCUCCUUGAUCAAAAAGCUACAGCAACUGAACUUUUCGACCAUUUUGCAAAGAAGAUUGAACAUGUCAUGAGGGAAUCAGGUGUUGAUCCUAAUCCAUCUGUACCACACAAGGUUGGAUUCACAUUUUCCUUUCCUUGCACUAUGUUAUCACCAUGUAAUGCCAUUCUUUUGGAUUGGACCAAAGAUUUCGAAACUGGUAGGGCUACGAAUGAUCAGGUUGAAGGCAAGGAUGUUGGAUUAUUGAUGAAUGAAGCAUUUAAGAGAAAUAAUAUCAAUGCUGAAGUUUCCAUUGUUCUCAAUGACACAGUAGGAACCUUGUUAUCUUGUGCUUACCAGAAACCCAAAGAUUAUCCUCCAUGCAGAGUUGGUGUUAUUUUGGGAACUGGUUUUAAUAUCUGUUAUGAGGAAGAUGAGUUCAGAAGGUUCGGAUAUGUAGGAAGAGUUAUCAACAUCGAAUGUGGAAAUUUCGACACUGAGCUUCCAUUAAAUCCUGUCGACUUUGAAAUUGAUUUUUAUACCUCGAAUCGUGGUCGUGGUAAACUUGAGAAGCUGGUUGCCGGAGCAUAUCUUGGUGAAAUCAUUAGGAGGUUUAUGAUCUUAUAUCUUAGAGAACAAGCUCCUCCAAAAAUGUGGGAGGUUGGUACAUUUACUUCUGUGGACGCCAGUGAGAUUUUGAAUGACAAUUCUGAUGAUUUAAGUUUAUCCAGACAGGUUGCCAUGAGAGCAUGGGAUGUUGAAUUACCAAAGAAAUCCUUGAUAGCUCUCAGAAAGAUUUCUGAGGCUGCAUUCGGACGUUCUGCUGGAUUUGCAGCAGCUUCCAUUUGUGCUACAGCCAGAAAAGCUAAGGCUUAUGUCACAUCUAAGACAACUGUUGCCAUUGAUGGAUCACUUUAUGUUAAAAAUGAAUGGUACAGGAAUAAAUUACAGUACUAUAUCGAUAAUGUAACUAGACCUGAUCUUGUUGGAAAUGUAGUUUUAUUGUCAUCCGAUGAUGGUUCAGGAAAGGGAGCAGCCAUAGCUGCUGCAAUGUUUGCAUAG
Messenger RNA from Theileria annulata, 1458 nucleotides. RefSeq names its product glucokinase, putative. The transcript has a single exon. Gene Ontology annotation, molecular function: ATP binding; glucokinase activity; mannokinase activity. Gene Ontology annotation, biological process: intracellular glucose homeostasis; glycolytic process; glucose 6-phosphate metabolic process. Gene Ontology annotation, cellular component: cytosol; mitochondrion. The record is from RefSeq and is a predicted model, not a curated record. Lineage: Eukaryota; Apicomplexa; Aconoidasida; Piroplasmida; Theileriidae. The coding region runs from base 1 to 1458 and encodes 485 amino acids.